AUGAGCUUUUCAGACAUCCCCACAGGAAGAUCACCAAGACGAGAACUCCAAGGUCCUCGUCCCACCCCUUUAAGUAUAAACAAGGACUCACGCAAGAUCAAGAAGCCACCGUUGGCGCCGCCGCCGCCUCAACCCUCACAACCACAUGCUCCGCCGCGCCAACCGAUCAUCAUCUACACCGUAUCUCCAAAGAUAAUCCACACCACACCCGGUGACUUCAUGAGCCUUGUUCAACGCCUCACAGGCUCUUCAUCUUCCUCUUCUUCCUCUUCCUCUAAUUCCCAUAAGGUAUCAACAAACGAUCCUUUAAUCAGUGACAACAAUGGUCACGGUGCAAUAUCACCUGCGGCACGUUACGCCACAAUAGAAAAGGCUAGAACUCCUCAAGGGAUGAAACAACAUCAAAGUGGGAUUAAUAAUAAUGGUGUCGAUGUUGGAGGAGGGGCAGAACCAAGCAUGUUUCAUGGGAUUUUGUCGCCGGCACCGGCUUCGAUGUCUCCCAUUCCGGCGAGCUUCUUCUCGCCACCGCCGUCGGAUCCGAGCAUGGUUAACUUCCUUCAUAACUUGAGCCCUGUCCUUCACAGUAACAUAAAUUUUAUGGAAGGUGGUUUCAUCAUGGCUAGCCCUUCAAACUUUUUUUCAGCUCAAACUCCAAAGAUAGAUUUGUUCAACAAUUUCUUAGAUUGAUGAAUUUGUUGCUUUUGUUGUUCAAUUUAGACGAUUAAUUGUUACCACAGAUACAGAGAAAUAAACCUAAUUUAAUUACCUUAUAG
Molecule: messenger RNA, 773 nt
Organism: Gastrolobium bilobum
Lineage: Eukaryota; Viridiplantae; Streptophyta; Magnoliopsida; Fabales; Fabaceae
Product: nuclear speckle RNA-binding protein B-like
Exons: 1
Coding region: 1-687 (228 amino acids)
Cellular component (GO): nucleus
Source: RefSeq, a predicted model, not a curated record